This is a messenger RNA of Capra hircus (goat), 4069 nucleotides long. RefSeq names its product zinc finger and BTB domain containing 7B (gene ZBTB7B). The record is from RefSeq and is a predicted model, not a curated record. Gene Ontology annotation, molecular function: protein binding; DNA-binding transcription factor activity, RNA polymerase II-specific; RNA polymerase II cis-regulatory region sequence-specific DNA binding. The coding region runs from base 637 to 2256 and encodes 539 amino acids. The transcript has 3 exons. NCBI's taxonomy places the organism in Eukaryota, Metazoa, Chordata, Mammalia, Artiodactyla, Bovidae. Gene Ontology annotation, biological process: regulation of transcription by RNA polymerase II; positive regulation of gene expression.
ACGGGGUGGGGAAAAUUCGGCCAGCUCCCAAGGGUGCUGAGGGCCCCACUGGGGGUCUGAAGGGCCUCCCUGUGGUCCCCUGUUAGUCCACAUGCCCUGAGGGGCUGGGACCUGGGCACCUGUCACCCCUGGCACUGACUGUCCAGGCUUCCCCUCCUCCCUCUCUGGCCACUGCUGCCUCCUGUCCCCUCCCCUCCCUUCUUCCUUCUCCUGGUCCCACCUCCAGCAGCCUCUCCCAUUGCUCCUCCUCACCUCUGUCCUCCUGGACUGUCCCAGCUCCUACCUUUCCUACCGCUCACCUUUUUCCCCUUUUAGGACUGAGUCAGGACAGGCGGGGGUGGGUAUAGCUGGGGCUUCGGGCACCACAGGCAGAGACUCUAGGCCCUCUCCCACGCUGCCAGGCCUCUGGUAACCCCUCCCUCCAUCUGGGGGGAGGGGGGGCAGCACCCAGAGGGUUAAGGCUGUAGGGGGGAGGGGCUGGGCCAAGUCGUGGGCGGCCCCUUUGAAGGAGGGAGCUGGAGCGGGGAACAGCCACCCUGCCUGCCCCCCAGCCAGGCCCUCCCCCACCCCUCCCAACCUGUUCCCCCCAGGGGCCAGGAGGAGUUGCCGGCAAGGCCCCUCAGCGUUCAGGAGAAGAUGGGGAGCCCUGAGGAUGACCUGAUCGGGAUUCCAUUCCCAGACCACAGCAGUGAGCUCCUGAGCUGCCUCAAUGAGCAGCGCCAGCUGGGCCACCUCUGUGACCUCACCAUCCGGACGCAGGGCCUGGAGUACCGCACCCACCGGGCUGUGCUGGCUGCCUGCAGCCACUACUUCAAGAAGCUCUUCACCGAGGGUGGUGGUGGUGCGCUCUCGGGUGCUGGGGGCGGUGGGACAGCUGCUGGGGGUGCAGGGGCCGGCGUGUGCGAGUUGGACUUCGUGGGGCCGGAGGCACUGGGUGCCCUGCUCGAGUUUGCCUACACAGCCACCCUGACCACCAGCAGCGCCAACAUGCCAGCCGUACUGCAGGCCGCAAGGCUGCUGGAGAUCCCCUGUGUCAUCGCGGCCUGCAUGGAGAUCCUGCAGGGCAGCGGACUAGAGGCGCCCAGCCCGGACGAGGACGACUGUGAGCGCGCGCGGCAGUACCUGGAAGCCUUCGCCUGUACAGCCAGUGCUUCAGCUUCAGGAGUCCCCAACGGUGACGACAGCCCUCCACAGGCACCCCUCCCACCGCCGCCACCACCACCGCCUCCUCGGCCUGUUGCCCGCCGCAGCCGCAAGCCCCGCAAAGCUUUCCUGCAGACCAAGGGGGCCCGGGCCAACCACCUGGUGCCUGAGGUGCCCACAGUGCCCACCCAUCCCUUCACCUACGAGGAGGAGGAGGAGGCGAGCAGAGUGGGCAGCGGGCUGGGAGACAGCUACAGCCCUCCCACAGGGGCUGCCUCACCCCCCGAGGGGCCCCUGAGCUACGAGGCCUGCGAGGGUGAGGAAGAAGAGGAGGAGCUGGUGUACCCCCCUCCCUACGGGCUGGCACAGGGCGGUGGGCCCCCGCUGUCCCCAGAGGAGCUGGGCUCAGACGAGGAUGCCAUCGAUCCCGACCUGAUGGCCUACCUCAGCUCCCUGCACCAGGACACCCUGCCUCCAGGCCUGGACAGCCAGGACAAGCUAGUGCGCAAACGCCGCUCCCAGAUGCCCCAGGAGUGCCCAGUCUGCCACAAGAUCAUCCACGGGGCGGGCAAACUGCCACGCCACAUGAGGACCCAUACGGGUGAGAAGCCCUUCGCCUGUGAAGUCUGCGGUGUCCGAUUCACCCGGAACGACAAGCUGAAGAUCCACAUGCGGAAGCACACCGGAGAGCGCCCCUACUCGUGCUCACACUGCCCAGCCCGCUUCCUGCACAGCUACGACCUCAAGAACCACAUGCACCUGCACACAGGGGACCGGCCCUACGAGUGCCACCUGUGCCACAAGGCUUUCGCCAAGGAGGACCACCUGCAGCGCCACCUCAAGGGCCAGAACUGCCUGGAGGUGCGCACCCGGCGGCGCCGCAAGGACGAUGCGCCCCCUCACUACCCCCCGCCCUCCGCCGCCGCCUCGUCCCCUGCUGGCCUCGACCUCUCCAACGGUCACUUGGACACCUUCCGCCUGUCUCUGGCUCGAUUCUGGGAGACGUCCGCCCCUACCGGGCCCCCAGACUCCACCCCAGGGCCCCCUGAUGACGAGGAGGAGGAGGGGGCACCCGCCACACCUCAGGCUGAAGGUGCCAUGGACACCUCUUAAAGAGGGGCGAGUGGCCGAGCUGGAGCAGCACGGGGACCGGGGAGGCCCAUGCCAAGCAGUGGGAGUGUACACAGCAGAGACGGCGCUGGGGGUCAGGCCCUGAGUCUCCCUGGCAUCGGAAAUAGGCUCCUUCCCUCAGAGCCCUCAUUCCAGUUCCAAGCCGAGAAGGUUUUGGGGCAGAGUCUCCCCAGAUUGGGGUGCUCUCCCACGGAGUGAUACAUAUGAUAUUAUGUAUAUAUUUACAGCUCCAUUGUAAAGGUGGGGUCCCUGUCCCCAGCUGCUCCUGGGGAGUAGAAGCAAUAAUGUAUUUCUGAUUUGUGGGGUCCCUCUUCGGCUAUGCGGGUUUCUAGGGGGUGGGGGGCUUGGGACCAAAGCCUUGCCCCACCCCCAUGCCCCUUGGGGUUUUGGCUGUGUUAGGGGGUGAAGGACUACCCCUCCCUUUCGAGACCCCUCCUUCCUGGUUUCUGUUCCCUUUUCCUGGCAGUGAAUUACGCAGAGGGGGGCGGCAAAGGAUGGGUAGGUGGGGGAAAGCAAGGUAAAAGCUUGGAAGACGGGGACUGGGCCUGUAAGGAAGGAGCCAUCCCAGUCCCCCUCCGCCCUUCUCCCAGCGCUGAGUCAUGGGGUCCUGGAGAAGGGGGCGGGGUGGCCUGAUUGGCUCGCCCGCCCCUGGGGGCAGCGGGAGGGCCCCGCCCAGCCAGGGGAGCCGCUGCCGGUUCUCCUCCCCGGCCCUCCCCUCCCGCGUCCCCGGGCAGGGAAUGUCUUGUUCCCGCCGCUCCCUCCCCGGGGCCAGAGGGCAGGGCGGGCCGGGCGGUGUCCUACCCUCUUCUCCUCCUCCCCACCUCCUCCCCGCCCAGGUGCGAGCCGCCGCCACCACCACUGCUGCCGCCCCUGACUCACGCCGCCCCCGGGCUGGCGCGGUGCUGGGUGUGGGACCGGGUGAGGGGCUGGCGGGGAGCCUGGCGGAGAACGGGCUGGCCGGCGCCAUCUGGCGGCUGUGCCCUGCGCGUGCGAGCGCCCCUGGCGGCCACUGCCAGGGAGCCGCCUUCUCCACCUCCACCACCCCAGCGGGUGAGCUGCGCCCCCUUGCCAAGGCCGGGGCGCGGAACUGCCCCCCGCGCCCCCAGGGAAAGUGGGCUGCGGCCCUGUGGGAAAGGAGUCCUACCCUUAGACCCUUGCCUGCCAGGGCUCCCUGUUGGGGUGGGGAGAGUAAUUCCCUCACUCUUCCCUUAGGAUUGAAUCCACCCCCCGUUCUGUACAUAGCCUUUUCUGUUGGUCUUGUUGAAAUCUAGUUUCAGAUUUUUAACUACCCAAUUCUGCUGGGGGUGGGGGUAUCUCCCCUGCCUCCUCGCUGGGUGCUGGACCCCGCUCGGGCCUGGGCUCUGCCUUGCACUAUUUCCCCUCCCUGGCCUGGCGGCCCCCCCCUCCUUAAAAGGGGCAGGUUCAGGGGCCCGGUGCUCUCCCUCCCUCCCAUGCACCCCCAUGCCCAUUUGCACAGCUGCCCAGGUACCCCCAAUAGUGGGGGGGGUCACAGGGAGGGGGUAGCGGGACCAGUCCUUGUCUCUAUUUAAAAAGUGAUGAUGUAAUAUAUUGGGGUAGAGGGAGGCCAGGUUGCUCUGGGCCUCCUCUUUGCAUUUCAGGUGAUGGGGGGCCCAGCCCCGGGGAGUGAGGACAGUGUGGCCUCCCCCCCCCUUGCGGCUUCUCCACUCAGUGCCUUAAGGGGGGAGGCGGUCCCCCCUCUCCUGUGCCCUCCCCUUCCCUUGCCCCCCACCUCGGGUGUAAGCGACAGGAAGAAAUAAUAAUAAUUUAAGAUUCA